AUGGCUGAAUCAUCGUUGAAGAGACAGAAGUUGUCAACUGAUAGUUAUGUGGCACAAACUAUAUUGCCAAUGAAUGACUUAUAUAAAGAAAAGUAUUCAAUAAGUAAAGGUGAACAUUCAGUAAACUCAAUCAAAAUAUCACCAGAUGGGACCAAAUUUGCUACAGGAUCAUCAGAUACGACGGUUAAAGUAUUCAAUUUAAAUGAUGGAGAAUUGCUUGCUGAAUUGAUAGGCCACACAAAAGGUAUAUCGGAUAUUGAGUUUUCGCCAACUAACUCUAAUAUAAUAGCCUCAUGCUCAGACGAUCUUACCAUUCGACUUUGGUCCAUUAAGAAAAAACAAUGCCUCAAAGUACUUAAAAAACAUACUUAUCAUGUAACAGCUGUAAAAUUUAGCCUGAAAGGUAAUAUAUUGAUCAGUGGGUCCGCAGAUGAAACUAUAACUAUUUGGGAUAUAAUAUCAGGAAUAACUUUAAAGACUUUGGCUGCCCACUCUGACCCAGUACUGUCAUUAGCAUUAACGCCAGAUAGCACAAUGAUAGCGAGUGCGUCGUAUGACGGUUUAAUGAGAUUGUUCGAUCUAGAAACAGGCCAAUGUUUAAAAACAUUAACUUAUAAUAGUUCGAGUCAUGGAACCGCAACCGCAUCUACUGCUGACGUUGUAAAUUUCCCUAUUUCAAACGUUGAGUUCUCACCAAAUGGUAAAUACAUAUUGAGUUCAAGUUUAGAUGGUGUAUUGAGAUUAUGGGACUACAUGAAUAAUAAAGUUAUCAAGACAUAUUUAGGCCUAGAUGGCGGAGAGGUUCCCAUAAGUGAAGCGUACAAUUGCAGUGCCAAAUUUAUAACGAAAACAAAAGAUCCGUUGAUAAUUUCAGGCUCCGAUAAAUCUGGGAUAUUGGUGUGGGAUGUCCAAUCCAAGAAGAUAGCUUACCAGUUUGAAAAUUCAGGUGAACCUGUUUUUGAUAUUGAUACAUACGAUGAGGGCAGAAUAAUUGCAGCUUGCAGCAAAAAUGGGGCUGUAAGUAUAAUGGAAAUGAAUCCCAAAUAUUUCAAACCAACAGAAAUGAACCCCGAUGCAAGUAGUUUACCCGAAUCACCUGCAAGCAGUUAA
Debaryomyces fabryi is the source of this 1110-nucleotide messenger RNA. It is a transcript of the gene SWD3, whose product is annotated as Swd3p. Gene Ontology annotation, molecular function: U4 snRNA binding; U6 snRNA binding; protein binding. Bases 1 to 1110 code for a protein of 369 amino acids. The record is from RefSeq and is a predicted model, not a curated record. The transcript has a single exon. Gene Ontology annotation, biological process: mRNA splicing, via spliceosome. Lineage: Eukaryota; Fungi; Ascomycota; Pichiomycetes; Serinales; Debaryomycetaceae. Gene Ontology annotation, cellular component: U4/U6 x U5 tri-snRNP complex.